AUGGCGGCUCAAGCGCCGGUAGAUGAGAUCGCGCAGCUCAGCGUGAGCGAUGCGGCUACCACAAAGCCCAAGCCAGGUCUUGAUUCGGCUACCGCCACCAAUGGCAACCUGAACCGUGACAGCGAUGAUUCCGACGACGACGCGGAAAAUGCUGCCCCGGGCGCUGAGACGGGGGCCGCCAAGAAGAAGAAGAAGAGAAAGCCGAAGAAGAAGAAGAAGAACCCCACGGCCCAGUCCGACCCCCCGCGGGUUCUGAUCUCGCAGCUCUUUCCCGACAAGGUGUACCCCAAGGGCGAGGAGGUGGAAUAUGUGAACGAGAACAGAUAUCGCACCACCAACGAGGAGAAGCGCCACCUCGACAACCUCAAGAAUGACUUUUACAAUGACUACCGUCAUGCUGCUGAGGCCCACCGCCAGACUCGCCAGUGGGCACAAAAGAACAUCAAGCCUGGCUGGUCGCUGACUGACAUUGCCAACGGCAUUGAAGACAGCGUCCGUGCUCUUGUUGGUCACCAGGGUCUUGAGGAGGGUGAUGCUUUGAAGGCAGGUAUGGGUUUCCCUACUGGCCUCAGUCUCAACCACUGCGCUGCCCACUACAACCCCAACGCUGGAAACAAGAUGGUUCUCCAGCAGGAUGAUGUCUUGAAGGUCGAUAUCGGCGUGCACGUCAACGGCAACAUUGUCGACAGUGCCUUCACCUUGGCUUUCAACCCCCGUUAUGACCCUCUUCUCGAGGCUUGCAAGGCGGCCACCAACGAAGGUCUCAAGCAGGCUGGUAUUGAUGCCAGACUUGGCGAGAUUGGUGGGUACAUCCAGGAAGUCAUGGAGAGUUACGAGGUUGAGCUGGACGGCAACACGUACCAGGUUAAGCCGAUCCGCAACCUCAACGGACACACUAUCCUCCCAUACAACAUUCACGGAGGCAAGAGCGUGCCCAUUGUGAAGAGCAACGACCAGACCAAGAUGGAGGAGGGUGAUGUCUUCGCCAUCGAGACCUUCGGUAGCACUGGCAACGGCUACGUGCACGAGGAAGGUGAGAUCUCUCACUACGCAAAGAGAAUGGAUGCGCCCAAGGUGGACCUCCGUCUCAGCUCAGCCAAGUCUUUGUUGAACGUCAUCAACAAGAACUUUGGCACCCUGCCAUUCUGCAGACGUUACCUGGACCGCCUUGGCCAGGACAAGUACCUGCUUGGCUUGAACAGCCUCGUUGCCAACGGGGUUGUGGAGUCUUAUCCUCCUCUGGUGGACAAGAAGGGUUCAUACACAGCACAGUUUGAGCAUACCAUCUUGAUCCGACCUACCGUAAAGGAGGUCAUCAGCCGUGGAGAUGAUUACUAG
Molecule: messenger RNA, 1338 nt
Organism: Podospora anserina S mat+
Lineage: Eukaryota; Fungi; Ascomycota; Sordariomycetes; Sordariales; Podosporaceae
Exons: 3
Coding region: 1-1338 (445 amino acids)
Biological process (GO): proteolysis
Molecular function (GO): metalloaminopeptidase activity
Source: RefSeq, a predicted model, not a curated record